This is a messenger RNA of Cloeon dipterum, 4891 nucleotides long. RefSeq names its product neuroligin-4, X-linked-like. The transcript has 15 exons. Lineage: Eukaryota; Metazoa; Arthropoda; Insecta; Ephemeroptera; Baetidae. The record is from RefSeq and is a predicted model, not a curated record. Gene Ontology annotation, cellular component: cell surface; plasma membrane; synapse. Gene Ontology annotation, biological process: modulation of chemical synaptic transmission; postsynaptic membrane assembly; neuron cell-cell adhesion. Gene Ontology annotation, molecular function: signaling receptor activity; neurexin family protein binding. Bases 471 to 2966 code for a protein of 831 amino acids.
GGCAGUUGUGCCGCGACCCUUGGUGCUGCUGACACAGUGUGGUGCGCGUCCCCCCGGCUUGUUUUCUCGACAGCUGAGUUAAGGGUGCUCUUCUCCGAGUCAUAAUAAAUCCAAAAGACAAAGACAUUUUCGCCGAAUUCGCGUUCUCUGACGAAAAAGGUGAAACUUUUCUUCGGUCACCAUCAUAGAUAAUCACUGGUCUUGGGCAGCUCUCCACAUAUAGAAAGAAAAAAGUUGGGUGUUUGAUGUGGGCAUGGCGAUGCGAGCGGCCGGCCUCGACACUUGCCGAGCAGAAGAGCAGCAGAGUGAUCCGCGUCGGCUUUUAGGUUGACCGAGCGGGCGUCUGGUGUCAGUCGGCGAUUGCGGUCCGUCGGCCGGUGGGCGAGCCAGCAAGCAAGUCAGGCAUGAUCUCGUUGCAACAGCCGCCGCACUGUUUGCCCACGGACAGAUGACCCAGACCGGGAGUAGCCAUGCACGUCUGCUUCUGGCUGUUGACCAUCAGCGUCCUCGGCGCCGCAGCCCCCACCGCCUCCCCACCUGUUAAAUACGGCGCCCGCGUCGUCAAAACCAAGUACGGACAGGUGCGUGGGGUGCUGAUGGAGCCCAACUCGCGACAGAUGGAGGCUGUGGAGGCGUUCCUCGGCGUGCCGUACGCCUCUCCGCCGACCGGCAGCAAUCGCUUCCGCUUCCCCAAGGCCCCGGCCAAGUGGAGUGGCGUGUGGACUGCAGAAAGGUUCGGCGCCGUGUGUCCGCAGCGGCUGCCGAACCUGGCCAACGAAAGUGCCACCUUGGAGCUGAUGCCUCCCGGGAGGCUGAGCCAGGUCAAAAGACUCGCGCCCCUGCUCGCCAACCAGAGCGAAGAUUGUCUCAACCUCAACCUCUACUUGCCCGCAUCCGGUUUGCAAGGCGUAGACGCGCCGUACGCGGUGCUCGUCUGGGUGCACGGCGAGUCCUUCGAGUGGAACGCAGGCAGCGCCUACGACGGCACCAUCUUGGCAGCCGCCGGCAGGGUGAUCGUCGUCACGUUCAACUUUCGCCUUGGAGUCCUGGGUUUCCUAAAAACCGGCCCCGGCGUGGAGGGGUCGGGCCUGCUCCCGGUGAAGGACGUGGAGGCGGCAGUCCGGUGGGUCAAGGAAAACAUCGCCGAGUUCGGCGGCGAUCCCAAGAGAAUCCUCCUUGUAGGGCAUCACACCGGGGCUACCCUUGUCAAUCUUUUCCUACUUUCGCCCGACUCGAAAGGUCUGGUUUCCGGUGCUGCCCUUUUGAGUGGUAGCGUGCUGAGUCCUUGGGCCGUGCAGUUGGACGCCGACAGGGCCGCCGCGUCGGUCGCUCGCCAAAUAGGCUGCGAGCUUAGAAGAGAUUUCCUAGGCUGUUUGCAGCGUGCUCCGCUGGCCAAAUUGAUGUCUGUUACUCUGCCAACACCUGCCUACCUGCCUAGAAUAGGACCACCCCUUCCAGCCGCCGACCCGGAGCGGACCAUGAGGGAGAAGACUGCAGGCGCUUUCGCAACAGUGCCCCUGAUGAUAGGCUUCACGACCUCAGAGAGCGUUCACGAAAUCAGCGCCUACGAGCUGCAGUGGGGCAUGGAGGAGGACAGGCAGGCCCAGGUGCUGCGUACUUUUAUCAGGAACGCUUUCACGUGGCACGUGAUCGAAAUCCUAGCCGCCGUGCUGAACGAGUACACCGACUGGACCAAAAUCGUGCAGCACCCCAUCAGCCUGCGGGACAACACGUUGGAGGCUCUGACCGACGGCCACACGGUCGCCCCGCUGCUCAAACUGGCCAGCCUGCACUCCCGCCGCGCCGCCUCCACCUACGUCUACCACUUCGCCUACCAGGCCAAGGACGCCGAUUUCCCACAGAGAAUUGGAAGUGCGAGAGGCGACGACGUUGGCUACAUGCUCGGCGCACCGCUCGCAGCCAGUGGAAACACUAUCCUCUUCCCGCACAAUUUCACGCGGCAGGAUCAAGCCGUGUCUCUCACAAUGCUCACCCUGCUGGCAAACUUCGCUAAAUCUGGCAACCCGAACGAACCCCAGAAGCCGCAGCCAGUGGAGGAUUUUACCUCGACGGACAAGGACAAAAGCAAGUUCCGCGCAGUCACCUGGGAGCCGUUUGACCCCAACACGCAAUCCUACCUUAGCAUAGGGCCGAAGCUGCGUAUGAAGAACCAUUACAGGGCGCACCACAUGGCCACGUGGCUACACCUGGUGCCUCAAUUACACCAGCCGACGGGAGACGAGGUCAACCCGCGUCACCACCACUUCAAAGACAUGGGCCUUCCGCUCUACGCAGGGGAAGUGCGACAGGAGCCGUUCACGCAUAGGUCGCUGGGCGACGACGACGGCGACUCGGAUUACAGCAUGAUCGAGUGCGUCUACGUAAACACGAGCGCGGCCUUCUCGUCGGUCUCCACCAUGAGUCUUGACCCUGUCGACCCGAUCGAGGGCGUCGACGAAACCAGCCAACUCCUAGACAGAACCACGAAAAACCCCAAGUCGUCGUACCCGAGCUUCACCACAGCGCUGGCUGCUACAAUUGGUGCUGGUUGCCUACUUUUAUUGCUCAACAUCCUCAUUUUCGCCGCUAUCUUGUACCACAGAGAGCGGAGAAAAGCUGCAGACGAAUCCAAGAAGGAGCAGGAACAAACGGGGUCGGAUUCUGCGGCGGCCGAGGGCACGAGUCGCGCGGGCACCUCCGAGGAGUCGAUCGAGAUGACCUCGGUGUGCGCCAGCAUGAGCACCGUUCUUCCAAGCGCGUCCGCCUCGCCAGUGCUGGCGGGCAUCAAGAGGGGCGGGAUGCACCACCACCACCACCAUCACCACACGCACCACCACCACGCCCGGCCGGCGGCUCCGCUCAGCCCGUGCAUCCCCGAGCCGCCCCUGCCGCCCUCGGCCAUGCACCCCAAGUACGCCACCCUGCCGGCCAAGAAGAGGGUGCACAUCCAGGAGAUCUCUGUAUAGCAUCCGGGGGUGCGUGUCGCCCUCUUUUUGUAAAUACACACUUCUCACACAUUUUAUGUGAAUGCGUCGGCCGGCGAAAUGAGUGCUUGGCCUGGCCGCGCGUUCAUCCCUGCUGUGUUUUUACUGUUUUUAAUCUCUGCGAACGAUGAUUAUUACGUAAGGACCACGGUGAGAUGAGGCGAGUGAAUGAACAAAUUGUUUUUUCUUUAGCGCUUAACAUUGUUGAAAUUGUGAUAAUUUUUUUCUAUAUUCCAGCUCUGUUCACAAUUUCUGGAAUAAAUAUAUAUAUUUAGCAUGGUGACACUUAAAAGAAGAAUGACUAGGACUACGCGUUGUUUUAAUUUAUGGAAUUUAUGAAAAAAAUUUUAGUUGAUUUCAAGAAAUGUUUUGGAAAAGAAAAAUUGUGUGUUCUAAAAUUUAACAGCUAACAGUUGCAAUUAAUUAUUGGGCAAAAAUUUAAAAAUCAAAAUAAAAAUUUCUUAUGGUUUAUUUGGACAUUUUUAUAGUUAGUUUCACGAUUUUUUUUUGUUCUCCACUAGUUGAAUUUUUACAUUCAAGGAGAUUUCAGACUAAAAUUCAGAAGGAAACAAAAACAAUUUUCCUUAAAUUUGUAUUUUAUUGAAAAACCACUCUUGUAACCUUGAUUAAUGUUGUAGAUUUUCAUAUAACUCGGACGAAAGAGUUGAUUAUUUGUCUCUUCAAAACAGGGAACAAUUUUAUCAAAAUAAUGUUCGACUAAUUUGUGAUGCAAAAUUUAAAAGAAUAAAAAUUAGACAUUUCGUAGAAUCAGGCAUGCAGGGAAAUUAUUUCGGGGAAAAGGCCAAUAUUGCGGAGUUUAACAUGGGCUUAAAUUGCUCGUUAUUCAUUUGAAAGCUGUUUCUUCAAAGCACCAUAUAAGUUAUAUUGAAAAUACGAAACGAGCUGCCCUAGGAAUAACGCUUAUCCAAGUCCAAAAUUAUUAUUUCACAAGAUGGGACAAAGCCAAACUUUCCUAAAAAAAUUAAGAAAAUCGGCCUCAAUUUGUAUAUUAUUUUUCUUCAUAUACAUUUUCUAAUACAUUUCAACCAAAGGAGCUGAAAACACAGUUAUAGUUAAAUUAUUUAGGGAGCUACAAAUAUUUAAAUAAAAAUCGGUGCCCGAGACACACACACGUCAUCUAGCUGAAGGUAAAAAUUUAAUAUUAUUUGGUUUAUUUUGUCCAGUAAAAUUCCUCUUUUAAAAAAUUCCGUUCUGUUUUCAUAAAAUAAAUUAGAACAACGCUUUUUACUAUUUUAUAUUGAAAAAUUCAAAAGACGCGUUAAAGAUUUUUAAUGUAAACAAAAAACAUAUCUGACCAGAAGCGUUGUAAAUAAAUGAAAUUGUUGUGCAGAAAACCCUGGUCAAAAGUCGGUGUUCUUUUUGUGUGGAAGAUUGCGGCGGAAAUUCCGUUACGUCCUUUCAGAAUUUUCUGAAAGAGGUAAUAAGACAUAAAUAAAUUUAAUAUGCGUGUUUGUAAUUGCGUUUGCUAUUGAAAGUAUAUAAAAGUAUUUAAACAAAAAAAUCAUCUAUAUAUUAUGGCAUUAAAAUAUAAAAAGUGAAUUUAUGGAAUUUAUACUUAAAACUUAAUUUGUGUGAAAUAUAUAUUACAUCUGGAUGCAGGUUAUGCGUUUGGAAAUUCAAUUUGAAAACAAAAUUAACCGUAAAAUUUUGCAAGAUAAAUUUAAGAAGGAGAAUUUUCCGAUUUUCAACGUUUCGCGAUGGAGAAAAAUUAUUGAAAUGUGUAGGUAAGCACACACUGCCAAUUUAGUUGGUGGAUGAGAACUGUAAGCAUGUUUCAAUUGCGCUGUUUGUACAUUAAUAACUGUAAGGCGAAAACCAUUGUGAUGUUUUUUGUAUGCCAAAUGCAAUCAAAACAAUAAAUGCGAUAUAUAGUUUGGAAUAAAUAA